UGCUUGUCAGGGAGCAAGCUGAUUGGCCGAGGCCUAGCAAAGAGUGGCCGGGAAUCCAAAAACUGCAGGCCGCACUUAGCUUACCGUCAAAAAUAAACCAAAACAAUAACAGACAAAUUCGUCAAAGGGGAGACACACCGAUAGGGACAGGAGACGAAGCUAUCAGUGUGACUGUCUUCAUGGAACAAGGAACUGCAGCUAUCAAGUCGGUUUUAAUGUAAAGGUGUUGUUACUAAAUGUGAAGGUAUUUUUUUACGAAGUGAAGACAUGGAUCAAGGAGGAGGAGUAUUGGAGCUACACACCCAGGAGCUGAAGAUGCCCCAUGCUAUGAUCAUGCAAGAUUUUGUUGCAGGCAUGGGAGGUUUAGCUCACAUCGAUGGAGAGCACAUUGUGGUGUCUGUACCUGAGGGCAUGCUUCUGUCAGACGUGAUGACGGAUGAAGGCAUCCUCCUUGAGCAUGAAUUGGAGGUAGAAGGUCUGGAAACUCAAGUUGUUCAAGACCUGGAAACCGAAGUGGUUGAAGGCCUGGAGACUGAAGUGGUGGAAGGCUUGCAUGCAGAUGUGGACGGCUUGGAAGCAGAAGUUGUUGAAGGCCUGCAGACACAUGUGGUGGAGUUGGAAGCUCAGGUUGUUGAGGGCCUGGAAGGCGAGGUUGAAGUGGAAGGUCUUGAAGCGCAAGUGGUUGAGGGCCUGGAGGCAGAGGUGGACGUUGAGGCCCUGGAAGCUCAUGUUGUUGAAGGCCUCGAAGAAGAAGUGGAAGUACAUGGUUUGGAAGCUGAGGGUGUUGAAGGACUGGAAGUGGACGUGGAAAGUCUGCAGGCUCAGGCUGUAGAAGCUCAUGAACUGACGAGUGAAGACAUGGUCCCCCCAGGUCACAGUGUGAUCAUGCCUGAGAACAUACUGGGGACAGAGGUUGCUAUAGAGGAGGCGUUGGACGCUCAUCAUCACCAUGUUCUUACAGCAGACCUCAUCCAGGACUCUAACCAUCACCACCAUGAUGACAUGCAAGACCAGGUGUUUGUGGCAGAGCUACUGUCUGAACACCAGGGAAACACACUGGAUCACCAGCUGGUGUCAGAAGGGUUGAUGGUGGCAGAAGCCAACACAGAGACCAUAAUCCAUCAACAGCUGCCAACAGAGGAGGUUCCUUUGCAGACUGAUGAGGAAGAUGAUGCAAGAAGUAGCUCUGAAGAUUACCUCAUGAUCUCCCUUGAUGAGGUUGGAGAGAAGUUAGACAUAGGAGACACACCUCUGGAGAUCAGCACAGAAGUCAUGGAAGACAAAGAAAUCAAAGAAGAGGAAGACUCGGAGGUCAUAAAAGUCUACAUUUUUAAAGCAGAAGCAGAUGAUGAUUUAGGUGGAACAGAAGUAAUAACAGAAGAUGAUUAUCAGAACGGCCAUCCUGAUCUGGAGGCCGCAUCAUCUGGGAGAUUGGGUGUUGGUCGUGACAAGAUGGUUUACAUGGCAGUCAAGAACACCAUAAAGGAAGAGGAGGAGGAGGCAGAGGAUGAUGACGAUGAUGAUGAUGACGAUGAUGAGAGUGACGAUGAUGACGACGAUAGUGAUGAAAUUGCCGUUUACAACCUUUGUGCAGGUAAUACCAUUGAUCAGGUGAAGAAUGGAGUUGCUACGCCUUUCUUGCAAAUCAGAGAGGGACUGGGCACAAAUCGUGCAAUCAAACCCAAACCUAAGAAGAACAAAAAAGGAGAGACACGUCAAUGUCAGACUGCCGUCAUCAUUGGACCAGAUGGGAUGCCUCUGACUGUCUAUCCAUGCCACAUCUGUGGAAAGAAGUUUCGCUCACGGGGAUUUCUCAAAUGCCAUAUGAAAAACCACCCAGACCAUCUGCUCAAGAAGAAGUACCAAUGUACUGACUGUGACUUUACCACCAACAAGAAGGUCAGUUUUCACAAUCACUUGGAGAGUCACAAGCUUCUGAGCCACAACACUGAGCGAUCUCCAGAAUAUACCGAGUACACAAGACGCUAUCACGAGUCCAGUCCCCUGGGCUCUGACAAGCUCAUCGUCAAGGACAGAGAGCCCAAACUUCAUCAUUGCAAGUACUGCGACUACGAGACGGCUGAGCAGGGGCUACUGAACCGUCACCUGUUAGCGGUCCACAGUAAGAACUUUGCACAUGUGUGUGUCGAGUGCGCCAAAGGCUUCCGUCACCCAUCAGAGCUUAAGAAACACAUGCGGACCCAUACGGGGGAAAAACCCUAUCAGUGCCCGCAUUGCGAGUUUCGAUGCGCAGACCAGUCCAACCUUAAGACUCACAUCAAGAGUAAGCACGGUGCAGACCUGCCCUUUAAGUGCAACCACUGUCCGCAGGCCUACGCUGAUGCACGGGAACUCCAACGUCACAUAGAGAUGGUGCAAGGCCACAAGACCCACCAAUGUCCACACUGUGAGCACAAGAGCACCAACUCCAGUGACCUUAAACGACACAUUAUUUCUGUUCACACCAAGGACUUCCCCCAUCAGUGUGACGUGUGUGAGAAAGGCUUUCACCGGCCAUCGGAGCUGAAGAAGCACGCCGAGACACAUAAAGGCAACAAGGUGCAUCAGUGUCGGCACUGCAACUUUAACGCUCCCGACACGUUUACCCUGAGUCGUCAUAUCUUGUCCUUGCACACAAAGGAUCUGCCCUUUAAGUGCAAGCGCUGCCGGCGAGGUUUUCGUCAGCCAGCAGAGCUGAAGAAGCACAUGAAGACACACAGUGGUAGGAAGGUUUAUCAGUGCCAGUAUUGUGAGUACAACAGUACGGACGCUUCUGGCUUCAAACGCCAUGUCAUUUCAAUUCACACCAAGGACUACCCCCAUCGCUGUGACUACUGCACCAAGGGCUUUAGGAGGCCUUCAGAAAAGAGCCAGCACAUAGCCAGGCAUCACAAAGACAUGUUGAUGUAAGGUCGUCACAUUAACACUCACGCACUCCUUUCUCAAGUCAAUCUGUGUCUCUCAUCCACAGGUAAUUUUAGUGUAUUAACAGAGAACUGGCUGAUACAGGCAGUUGAUAUAGUAAUUGCUGUUUUGUGUUGUGUCGGAUUUAAACCUCUGCUCUGCAGGGGGAACACACAAAAACAUUUUAUAUUGAGUGAAGUCUGAAAAAGGACAGUGUAUAAUCUAAGUGGGAUGGCUGUAAAUUGUCUUUUGUUGCAGAAAAUUGCAUAUGAACAUAUAUUCAGGGUUUCAAAUGUCUAUAUUUUUUAUACCCACUCAGCUGAAAUGCUGCAAGAUGAUUAGUGCUUUGUGAUCGUCAGCUAGUUGUUCAGAUGAGGCAGGAAACGUUUGCCUCCACAGUACAAGCUAGUAUCCCUAAUAGCAGCUUCGACCCUGACAUUUCUGCUCGGUGUUACGUGAUCUUACAGAAUCAGGGCCAUCCAUAUCUAACUGGGUUUUCAGUCAGUGGCACGCAUAAAGCUUUUUUAUUAUUUAAUAUUGCAACCUUCCUCAUCUUGGAGUUUCCUCACAAACUUGAACACUUGAUGUUCCGUUAAAAUAAUCUUGUAUCAACAGUAUCAAUUAUGUUUCGUCAAACAUGUUAAUCAGAAAUAUUCUGGGCCAGUUUGUUUAGCAAGAAAAAAAGAAGAGUUAGUUGUUCUCAAUUGUACUUCUAAUCUGCAUAUUUCCCACACAGAAAUCCAGCAUUCUAUCUGCAAAGAUAAUCCUGAUAAUUUACCAUUGUGUUAUUAUUAUUGUUGUUCUUAUUACCAUUAUUAAUCUCAAAUGAGCAUAACAGAUGGCAGGCUUCACAUUUAGUAACUCCUGGAGUGGUUGUACUGUAUCUGACUGCCGUUGUAAGUUGCACACAUGUGACACAGAUGUGCUCUCUUUGCUAACCGUCUGAUUGCAGUCAUGCCUUACAUUUGUUUUUUUUAUCCCUUAAGCACUGAUGAACACAGCUAAUCAGAAAACAAACGAUUCUUAACUCUCACACAUGCUGUAUCAAUGCCAUUCUCUCAGAGUUCAAGUCAGUAGAAAGCACUUUAAUAUUUUUGUUUUUGUAUUUUAAUGACAUGUAUGGGAGUUAAUUAUCAAAAGAUAUAUCUGUAUAUAUAAAGAUAUAUCUGUAGGGGAAAAAAAAACAUUCUUCAGGUGAAGGAGAAGACUUCAGUGUUAUUUCUUAACACUUGGGCACGAUCCAUUACUUUAAAAAAUUGUCAUUGAAAGACGUGGGUGAAACUUUGUUCUGUUCUAUGGAUAAGUGAUUGGGUUUUGUGUUUUAUUUGUGCUCACUAACAAGUUUUCCCACACACUAGUCCUACAGUCCUAAAUAACUCAACCCAAUCUCAAGUGUAGGAUUAUUACCUUGAAGUCAAUGGUCAUUAUAUUGGCAUUAGUCUUUAAAGUAUGCACAUAUGCUGUUCAUGAAAUUAAUUGUGGUAUACAUUAAAAAAAUCCCCACAUUUUGUGGAUCUUAGUCUAUAUAUUUUUUUCUUUGAGUCUGAUUGUGGAUAAAUUACUAGUGGGGACAAAAAACUAAAUAAACAGCUAUCUUUUUAACUUAUUUGUGUUGUUUCUCAAAAUAUUUAAAACUAAAAAUUGUAUUAAUAGAUUGGGCUUUAAAAACUAAAUUUCAAACUGAAUUCGUACUUCCUAGUAUCAUCGUUAGCUGUCACUUUCAAUAAAAACUGGCUGUCAUGUAUCUGUAA
Xiphophorus hellerii (green swordtail) is the source of this 4655-nucleotide messenger RNA. RefSeq names its product zinc finger protein 711 (gene znf711). Gene Ontology annotation, biological process: regulation of transcription by RNA polymerase II. Gene Ontology annotation, molecular function: RNA polymerase II cis-regulatory region sequence-specific DNA binding; DNA-binding transcription activator activity, RNA polymerase II-specific; metal ion binding. The transcript has 8 exons. The record is from RefSeq and is a predicted model, not a curated record. Gene Ontology annotation, cellular component: nucleus. The coding region runs from base 268 to 2910 and encodes 880 amino acids. Lineage: Eukaryota; Metazoa; Chordata; Actinopteri; Cyprinodontiformes; Poeciliidae.